AGCAUGUGUGUUUUUGUGAAAUCUGUGUAUAGUAUGUGUGUAGAGACUUGAGGUCUGAAUGUGCGCGAAAAUAGGAAGUCAUUUCAAAAACAGACUAUAUUUAUGUAUAAAUAUAACUUUUCUCCAGUCACCGACUGCUCGGCAUCAGUGUAAUCUACACCCACACACUUAAAGAAAGAAAUAGGUCAGGAAUAGGCUUUUUGGUUGCUAGUUUGUUUGUUUUUUUUGGUGGUGUGUAUAGCUUUAAUGACUGUGGAGUGGUCAUAUCGAAGGGCAGGUGAUUUCCUAAGGUGAAAACGAAAGGUAAAUAUUAAUCAGGUAGGCUGCUGAUUAUAUCGCGGAAAAAACGAAAGGGAUUGCGCAUUUGAAGCUUUGAGGUUUCGUUUAACAGAAUCAUCAGAGGCUUAUGAUCACCGAGCUUUGGCUGGAAGGAUGGCAGAUAAUGUAAGAGGUGAAGCUGAUGGACUUAGUGACAUUUCAGCAUGUGAUGACUCUGUCACUGAAAUGACAGAAAAUAACAGACAUAACAUCAAAAAGAAGAAGAACAGCAUGAAAGCCUUGAAAAAAACUUUUCAAAGAGUUGGAGAGAUCAGUUCUUUGCCCUUGAAAAACAAAGAACCAAUUACCAAAUUAGAGAAGACAAAUAAUGGAAAUGACCUGGGUAAUUCCUCUGAAGAUCCCGUACAAUCUCCAACUUCACCAAAAGAACAGUUUACUAAACAGGAAUCUGGUAGGUGGAGAAUGCGCUUUGGAAGUAAAAAGGAAAACGCAUGCAAACAGGAGCUGGAGGUGUGCUCAGAGGUUAUGAUGUCAUCAGUAAUGGAGUCAGAGGUUACAGGAGAAACACCUGAAGCCUGGAAGUUAUACAUCCUUCCUGAGAUCCCCCAAGUCCCCUUAUCAGUAAUGCAGAUUAACAAUCUCAUUAAGAAUGAUCUCCUGGAAGAGGCGUAUCUCAACAUACUCUCUUUGCGGGAGGAGGUUCAACGUGAGCAUGAAGCACUUGGUGAAAAAUCGUUUCCGAUGGAACUGUUAAAUAAAAAGAAAGACUUGAAUCUACUCUACAACAACUUGAAAGAUAAACUUACUGAAAUUGUCCAGCAAUCUUCUGUCGAGCCAUCUUGCAAUAAAGAGCUACUAGUGCAGGUGGCUGGCAUUAUCGAAGAGGAGGAAAAAAGAGAAGUUGCAGGCCAGAAUUGUGGCUGGAGAGAGGUCUGGAGGACUGCAAUAGAGAGAGGACUGAUAGAGACACUCAAGAAGAUUCACCUGGACAGCCAUGACCAAAAUGUUUCCUGGUUGGCAGUACAUUUAGGACAAGUGGGAAAAGUGAUUGUUGAGCAGUUGAAGAAAGUAAAAGCUGAGCUUAUAAACUCUUACCCACCAAGCUUUAAUGUGUUUGAAACAUACGUUUCAACCUUUCAUAAAGUUGUUGGAGAACACCUAAAAGCGCUUCAGGGGAAAGUGACAGAAGCAAAGGAUUAUUACGCCCUUCUGAAUUUUAUUUUGAACCAGUACAACAGUGAGAAGAUUAUGGGAAGCGAUUCCUUGCAGCCAGAAUUGAGAGAGGAGCUGAAAACUCUUCAACUAGAGGCAGAUUUCCUAGAUAAGAUAAAGAAUGCAUAUUGUGAUCACUUACAGGCAGAUGUGAGAUCAUCUCUGGACAACAUACUUAAGCUGGAGCAUGAUGAAAUGUGGAAAGACGAAAAUAAACCACAAAUUAAUGAGGAACUUUACCUCUCUCACAUUCACAUGGACAUCUUGAUGAAUAUUCAAGGACCAAUCCAGGCAUCUAGUUUGCUUGAUAUGAACCUGGAGCACAGAGUUAUCUACUGCUGCCUCCAUGAGCUGAAGGAAUUUCCUAAAAGAUUUGAGUCAGCAUUUGUAGAAUGGAACAAAACUCUUCUGGAUCCUUCUCUAUGGGCUGAAUAUCACAUUACUUACAUCAACAGCUUCAUUGAUUUUAAUGAGCAAAUUGAGAGCUACAGACAGAAGUGCCCAAUUGAGGUAGAGCAGCUGGGCAAGGAGAUAAAUGGGCUGGUUAACAGACUGAGGCAAGCUCUUCUAGAGCAUUUCAAAACUGACACUAAGCCUCUUCUAAAGAUGAUGAUGACAAGGAAGUGGAUGACUUCUGAAGAAGACUUUCAAAAAUUAUAUAAGAGAAUUGAAACUCUGUCCCAACAAUGUAAACACAUGAGUCCCCAAUGUGUACAGGACUUUGUGAGUGAUGUGCAUUACUUUGUGGUGAAGGAGUAUAUAUCACAGUUGAUCAAGAAUAACUACUCAUGCAAAAACAGGAAGAGUGAAAAAGCUGCUGCCAAACUAGACAAGCAAUGGGGUGAACUCUGUGAGCUGUUCCAGGAAAUGAAUUCUGCUCAACACUGGCUCUAUCCAGUAGGAGGCCACCUGCAAAAGAUUAUUGAAGAGAAAAAGAGUGAAAUAAAGAACUGCCUAUCACCAUUGGUUGAUGAGUAUCCAGAUUUCAGCCAAAAGCAUCUCUCUGCAGUACUGUAUUUUCGUGGAAUAAAAUGGGGCAGGCAAAGACAGGUGAUCCUACAGAAGUUCUCUGACCUGCAGAAACAUGCCAGGAAUGCUGGGAGUACAAACCAUGCACUAUUCAAUAAUAUGGAGGUAGCUGCGAGCCAACACUGCCUAGUUAAUAUGCCUUUCUGUUCUUUCCUCUAGUUAUCUGCUAACAAAUUAGCCCUAGUAAUGUUUGCUGGUAUGCCAGUUGGAAAAAAAAAUUUGGCAUAUAUUUUCUAAGCUAAAAGCUAAUAAAGUAACCUCAGGGCUUUUAAACCCAAUGUGCUUUGAUAAACACAUAAACACAGUAGCAGCCAAAAGGGCCUGAUUUGCAUUAAAGCUGAAAUCAUGAGUUUAGAGCAUAUUCAGAUUUAUUAGGACAUAGACAGAGCUCGUUGAGAAAGAAUGUCUACUGACUUGGGAUAAUUGUAUAUGAAAUGUAUAAAAUAAAUAUUUGAUACAGGUUUAAAUAUUUGUGUUCAUCUAAAAUAAUUAUUAAAUUAAAUUAUUUUUAAAUGUGAAUUUUAGUAUUCAUGUACUUAAUUUUAUGUCUAAUAAUUGUGUCUAAAAUAAGAACAUCCUGCUGUAACAUCCAGUUACUUCCUUUCAAUUUUAUGAUGCGUUCAAUUCUAUGAUGUGUGUUUCUAAUUUAUUUUCCAAUCACGAUAAGGAUCCUGUGAUUACACAAUGUCUGUUGGUAAACAUAAUGAUACUGUGUUGUGUUCAAAAUUUGUAUUUCUUUAAAAAAACAGCCAGCAAUGUCAACAACAGGGAAAGAUAAAAACCAUCUUGGUAAACAACGGAAAUAAAACAGGAAAAGAGCAGGACUAACAGGACAACCUAAAUGAGAGCGAUCCACUGGGAUAGGACCCGGACAGAAUAGAAAUUGGAAGUAACAGACUAUAGUGGCAAUAUUUAAAAUAGCCCGUGGAUAUGAAUCAUAAGGUAUUCUGGAGUAGCUUGAAAUGGAUAUAGAGCUGAUGACAUUGACCACCCAUGUGUGACCUGACUGCAGGAAUAGUGGGGAAAUAUCUAGAAAUAUUUUAAAGCCUAAAAUAUUUUGUGUAAAUAUUGUUAUAAAAAAUAUUUGUUAGUAUGGUGUAAUGGCUGUAAAUCAUUGUUUAACCAUAUACUUUGUGUCUGUUCAUUUACACAGUUGAUAAUUUAACGUUUUUCUGUUUUUCUGCCCUCUCAUUUGUAAGAAGGAAGCUGUUUGUUUGAUGAAGUGGAACAUUUUUGGGUUUCACACAGUAUACAAGCACCUUCUGAAGCUAAAAUAAAAAAUGCAAUAUCCUUGUAUAUUCAUCUCCAUAUUGAAUUAAACGAGCAGACAACUGAAGAAUUAAGGCCUCUGUAAAGUCUAAUAAACUAAUGUGUCU
Messenger RNA from Hemibagrus wyckioides, 3896 nucleotides. Its product is annotated as exocyst complex component 3-like protein 4. The record is from RefSeq and is a predicted model, not a curated record. Gene Ontology annotation, molecular function: SNARE binding. The transcript has 13 exons. Lineage: Eukaryota; Metazoa; Chordata; Actinopteri; Siluriformes; Bagridae. Gene Ontology annotation, biological process: exocyst localization; exocytosis. Gene Ontology annotation, cellular component: exocyst. Bases 433 to 2679 code for a protein of 748 amino acids.